Messenger RNA from Danio aesculapii, 6118 nucleotides. RefSeq names its product G protein-coupled receptor 37 like 1b (gene gpr37l1b). NCBI's taxonomy places the organism in Eukaryota, Metazoa, Chordata, Actinopteri, Cypriniformes, Danionidae. The transcript is spliced from 2 exons. Gene Ontology annotation, biological process: positive regulation of MAPK cascade; adenylate cyclase-inhibiting G protein-coupled receptor signaling pathway. Gene Ontology annotation, molecular function: G protein-coupled peptide receptor activity. Gene Ontology annotation, cellular component: signaling receptor complex; plasma membrane. Bases 84 to 1547 code for a protein of 487 amino acids. The record is from RefSeq and is a predicted model, not a curated record.
CUGCAGAAAAAACAGCACAUCCCUUCACUUCAGCCUCUGCAGGCGCUUCUAGCUAAAGUAGCUUCCGCUGACUCCUACAUUGCAUGUCUUUGGUCUUGAAGAUGGGGAUGUCAGAUUAUAAACUGAUUUCUCUUCUGGCUCUGGCUUUGCUUCUGAGCGCAUGUGCUUCAGAAGGGAAAAGAGGAAGGCCGAAAGGUCAAGAAAAGACACCUGUCGAGGAGGAGAGUUUCGAUCAAGAUGAUUCACAGGAAAGCACACAACAAGAAGAAAUCCUCCCUGUUGAAGAACAUGAUAAAGAGUCCAUGGUGGACCCGCAAACUACAAGUCCUGCGCCCUUCACAGAGACUCUCAAUUCCUCUGUGGCUGCAGAUGGAAACAGCACUGAUGAGCUUGUUCCAACAAAAACGAGCAUCACGAAAAUCCACAACCCUCUGUUUCCCAUCACCGACAGCUCUUACAGCGCGUAUGGGAUCCUGUUUCUGGCGUUUGUGGUGUUUGCCUUCGGCGUCGUGGGUAAUCUGGCUGUAAUGUGCAUCGUUUGGCAGAAUUACUUCAUGAGGAGCGCUUGGAACUACUUUCUGGCCAGUCUCGCUUUUUGGGAUUUUCUGGUGUUAUGCUUCUGUCUGCCGGUGGUGGUUUUUAAUGAACUCACCAAUAAGAGGCUGCUGGGGGAUUUCUCAUGCAGAGUUGUGCCUUAUAUCGAGGUAACAUCUCUCGGUGUGACCACCUUCAGUCUGUGUGCGCUGGGCAUUGACCGCUUCCAUGCUGCCACCAGCUCCAUGCCAAAGGCGCGGCGGGUCGAACGCUGUCAGAAAGUCCUUGCCAAGCUGGCGGUGGUGUGGAUCGGCUCCAUGUUGCUGGCGGCUCCAGAGCUGCUCCUGUGGCAGCUGGAUCAGGUCACAUCCCCUACCCUUGGUGACCAAGUGGACACCUGCAUCAUGAGUCCAUAUCCAGACCUCCCUGAAUCCAUCUAUUCACUCAUUAUCAACUACCACGACGCUCGCAUGUGGUGGUACUUUGGCUGUUACUUCUGUCUACCUGUGGUCUUCACCCUGCUCUGUCAGCUGGCCACCUGUCACGUGUCUGGCGGGAGCGGAAGCUCUCCAAAGCGUCCAGAGGAGCGAUCCCCAUCCAAAAAACAAAAGAUUCAACACGCUCAGCAGGUGGAACGACAGCUCAACUGCACAGUCAUGGCUCUGGCAGUGGUUUACGGUGUCUGUACGCUUCCGGAGAAUGUCUGCAACCUCACCAUGGCGUACGCUCCCAUUCAAGUGUCCGAGGAGGUGUCUUCACUCCUUGCCCUCAUAAACCAGUUUUUUCUGUUCUUUAAGUCAUCGGUGACACCGGUGCUGCUGCUUUGCCUGUGUAAGUCUCUGGGACAGGCCUUCAUGGACUGUUGCUGCUGCUGCUGUGAGGAAUGCCAGCCAAGCAACUCUUCAUCCACCCAAAAUGUCGCCGAAGGCAAGCUCAAGACCUCCAAUGAUGUGUCCUCCAUUUUUUUCGAUAAAGCCAAGGACACUUCGACUAUCUUGUCCAUCGGUAGUUGAGUAGGCGGAUCCGGUCCCUAAGUGAUGACAUAAAACCUAUAAAACAACCUACUUUUUUCCCCUCAUCCACAAGUGGCCAUCUUUACAUUUUGCAAUACUUACUGUAGAAGCAAGUUACUGCUUCUAGGUUAGGUUUAGGUUAAUGGGGUCCAAACCUGUCCCUGGAGGGCAGCUGUCCUGCACAUUUUAGUUCCUAUCCUAAUUAAGGUCUAUUAAGGAAGCUAAUCAAGGUCUUGAGAAACUUCAAGUGAAGUGUGCCAAUGUUGGUUGGAGCUAAACUUGCAGAAGAGUGACCCUCCAGGAACAGGAUUGGACAACCCUGGUUUAUGUACCGUGUUUACACCAGACCCUGGACUAAAGAAAGUAUAGCCCAAUUACAAUCAGUGAUUCUGUCUACACUGAAUGUGGAGCAAUUUAAAAAAUCCCUGACAGUAAUCUCAAGACAGAAGUUCUACUUGUGAAAUGAAGGGGAAACAGAUUGGAAGUGUCUGCAUUGUCACAACCAUUGUAGACAGUGUUAACUGAUGUGGUGCGAAUCAACAAUGGUUGCAUCCAGUGUGGAUAAGAAGAAUAUUUUCAAUUAGGAUCUAAAUCAAGGGUGUUCAGUCCUGCUCUGUCCUGCAGAGUUUAGCUUCAACACAAAUUAAACAUGGCAUCUAAUCAAAGAGUACAUUCCAUUUGAAGGAUUAACCCCUCUGAGUGACACCUUUAAAGAAAUUAGGGUAUAGGGAUGAGCCUUUUUGAGUGGAACAUGCUUUUUUACAUCAAACAACUUCCCUGUGCAAAUGUUCAGGGGGGACUGACAUGUCCAUCAGUUAUACCCUUUGAAAUCCUUCAAUCCGAAGGGCCUUUGUAAGUGGCCAGUUUUUAGCACUUCAGUUUGAAAUGUAAAUACUAAAUAUAUUGAUUAUUGAUUAUUUUCACUCUGAAGUGCUCUUCGGAUGGUGUUAUACAUUUAAAAAAAAUGGAAUUCCCACUUGUCCUUAAAAACUUCAGUGUAAGUGUGUUGGAGUUGGUUGGAGCUUAAAUUUGCAGGACAGUGACCCUCCAGGAGCAGGAUGUGUCCAACUCCUUGUUUGAGUACAGUGAUUCUGUUUACACUGGAUGUGGUGGAUUAUGAAAUAUCUGGGAAUGAGACAUUAAAACAUGUUGGACAUGAAGGUGAAAUGGAUUGGGAAUGUUUGCUUUCUCACCUCUAUUGUAAACAUCUUUUAACUGAUGUGGCUCAAUGCAAUUGUUGCAUCGUUAGACAGGGUGCAAAACUUAGUGGGUAAAAGUAUAUUUUUCUUUUCAAUAUGUCAUUUUUGCGUGUCCAGUCCUGUAGAGUUUAGCUCCAACCACUCUAACACACUUGCCUGUACAUUUCUAGAAAAGGCUGUUGAAUGCAAGCUUGCAACCUUUAGCCAAAAAAGCUAAACAGAGAACAGUGACUUUGCUGGUACAUAUUUAAGGAGGCAAAUGUUGAUGAAGAAAAAUGAAAUGCUUUUCAUUGGAUGUCAAGUGAUAUGCUUUUCAUUUUAGGAAUCAACAGUGCAUCAGCUACUCUUCUACUAUUUGCCUUUAAACAUUAGUUUAGGAUUGCUCAACAUUUUAAAUGGUUUAAAACAUUUCAUCAAUGUUGUCCUAAAACUAUUGAACACCCAGUAUUGUUUUAGGACAAUUUUACAAAACUUGAUCUAUUACAAAUGUUGACUACUGUACUUCUGAGUUAAAACUGUAAAAUAAAACAAGUCACAGACCAUUAUGCAACAGGUAAAGUACAGCAUGCGGGACUUCUCAUUUAUUUCUAUAGUCUCAGCAAACAUUGACUAAGUGACACACCUCUGGUAGUAGGUCAAUUGUAUGUCAAGGAUGUAAUGUGAUUGGAUAUGAAAUACCAUUGAAUUUCUCCAAUGGUAGAUCCAGAGACUGUUCUAUCACUCAAAUUGUGAUCAUCUCUGUUCAGUCAUUUCUGAGUCUGAAGACCUUGAUCUAUAGCCUCAAUAUUCACUAUUUAAUUCCCUAAUAUACCCUCUUAAUAUAUAGGAGGGAACGAACACAAGUGUGCAAACUUGGGGAUUGAGUUCACUGGAAGGGCUGCCAAUUUAGCAUUGAUUGAUCUUAUAUUUUAAAAUAAUUUAGAUCGUAGCAAACUGGCACGUCCUGUAGUAAUAAAAAGAUUUAUCAUUAACACUUCAGCAAGGGGACCAACUCUUAUUACUCAACUGGUUGCUUAUUAGCUUGCAUAUUGACUGUUUAUUAAUACUGAUACAACGCAUAUAUUACUGCCAUACAUCACCAUAUUCAUACCUAAACUUACAACAACUACCUUACUAAGUACAAAUAAGCAGUAAAGUAGGAGUCUGAGGCAUAAGACAAAAGUGCUUAUGUGUUCCCUUUACUGAAGUGCUACAGAUUUAUCUUGCACAUCAUCAUGGACUCUAGUAUGUAUAGUCUAUCUUCUGGCAACAUGCAAGUAAUCAUUGGGUACAAUCCUCAGGGUGCAUUAUGAGUAUUUGCUAGCGAUUCAGUGUUCAUUGAUUGUGCACUCAUAUUUGAGGUGCAUUAUGGGAUUGAUCGAGUACACAUAAUAAUAUUUACUAUGGUUUUGGACAACAAUAGAUGUUGUCUUGCAUUAAAAUAGAGCCCUAUUUAAGGGUAUAGGUUGCAAUUUGUGCCAAUUGUUGGAUUGAAGCUAAACCCUGCAGGACAGUUGGACACCCAUGAUCCCAGUUCUGUGUUUGGCAUCUUAAAGCAGUUCACUUUAUAUCAUUUUAAUAAUCUGAAGUUUCAUUCCAUAUCUCAGGAUGGCUCAAUGUACCUAUAAAGUCUUGAGAGAUGGUUCAACCAGUCAUUUACUCACCCUCAUGUUGUUCCAAAGCUAUGUUUAUGUCAUAUUUAGGGGGAAAUAACCAACAUAGGCUCGUUCUGAAAACGUAGCCCUAUAUACGUUUCUGGAGGUCGUGAAUUAUGUAGCCAGAGCUACGUAUGGCUGCAUUUCGUCUUUAAAAGGAAUGCUACGGGAUGGUAUGAUGUCAUUCCUUUUCUUGCUUUUCAGCGGACCGCUUACCUGCAUGUGAACGGCUUUUCCACUGUUACCAGUUUGUCCGGUAGCUCGACAUACGUCGGCGGACCUGCGAUGCAUAGCGGAGUUGACUGUGACGACAGGGUAAGAGUCCAGUGCAGAACAGUUCCAGAAAGAGGGUAAGACAAAAACAAAAGCCAAAAAAUGAAAUAAACAAGUAAAUAACAGGGUGAGAAUGUGGUGAAUUCUGAAAACAUGGUAAAAAUCAGGUGAGGGCUUCUCUUUUUUUGGAUUGUUUUUCAAAACACUGGGUUUAGGGAAGGAGGUGUGCGCGGGUCAAUAGGUGCUUUUCAAAACACUAGGUUGGAUUUAGGGAAGAGGGGAGUAGGUAGAUCAGUCGGUUGGUCAGUCAGUCAAUGAGCUAGUCAACAGCGGCCUCUGGUGGAUUUACGUGAGAACAGCAGGUGCGAAUGGCACUCGCGAGAGAUAUUUGAGAUCUCAAAAGCGUACACAUAGGACUCUGGCGAAUUCGCGAAGCAGAAAAUACACAAAAAAAAACAUAGCUCCUGGGACUUAUUUUGCUCUCUCCAGAAAUGUAUAUAGAGGUACGUAAUCAGAAUGAGCCUGGGUUGAAAAUAACACAUUUUAUGAAGGCAAGGCAAGGGAAGUUAUUUAUAUCACAUUUAAUACACAAUUAUGUAAAGUGGUUUAAAUAACCAAGAAAUGCAUAUUAUACAGGGUGAUUCAAAACCACAACUUUGAAAAUCUGUAUUUAAUCAAAGAAACAUGAUGACAACAGCGCUCCUAGCGACCAAAUGAGCAACCAAAUGAAACUUCAAUAAAUCGGCAACAGAAAGAGCUUAGCUCUCCGUUUCUUCUUUGCGGAGUUCUCGAUUUUCAAAGUUGUGGUAAUCUUUUUUUGAAUCACCCAUUAUAAAGAAAACAUGUUGAAAAAAAUUCUGAAGGUUUACCUUCCUUGUAAGCUUUAUUCAAAAUAUAUUUUGUGUGUGGAACAACAUGAGAGUUAAUAAAUGGCAGAAUUGAGAAUUUAAUACAGAAUAUCACCAGGGUCUCCACUUUUAAUUAAGAUUCAAAUGUCCCAUUCUUCAAGUUACUCUGCACAGAUAAUUCAGAAUUUUACACAUAGCUCUGAGUGUAUAUAUAAUUAGCUAAACACUCUGACAGAUCAGAAAUGCAGUGAAUACUAUCAGAUCACAAAUAACACAUCGUUUUGUUGUAGGAAAACAUGUCUGUUACUCAGGCAAAGGUUAUUUAUCACUAAUUUCAAUUAAUGCCACUUGUUUCAUAACCACUGAACAUUCAUUUACACUGUUGAAUCUCAACUUCUCUACUGUAUAUACACACUCAGCCGAAUUAGAAUGUAAAUAGAUCAUUUUUUUGGAAAGCAAAGUAGCCUUGAAACCCUUUUAUGUAGUACAAGAAGACAAAAAUUUAAUGGCGUACCUCCUCAUGGAACUGUUUGCACAUAGCCGCUUUCAAAAGCGACUCUUUUAAAAGGUUCAUAAACAAGUUUAUAAAACUCUAUUCAAUAAAUGCCUUUAAAUAA